Molecule: messenger RNA, 2069 nt
Organism: Gilbertella persicaria
Lineage: Eukaryota; Fungi; Mucoromycota; Mucoromycetes; Mucorales; Choanephoraceae
Product: TEA/ATTS domain family-domain-containing protein
Exons: 6
Coding region: 200-1888 (562 amino acids)
Biological process (GO): regulation of transcription by RNA polymerase II
Cellular component (GO): transcription regulator complex
Molecular function (GO): RNA polymerase II cis-regulatory region sequence-specific DNA binding; DNA-binding transcription factor activity, RNA polymerase II-specific
Source: RefSeq, a predicted model, not a curated record
CACGUUUCAAUUAAUAAAUCCUUUCUUUACUUUAAUCAAUCUUUUGUGCCCUGAUUUUUUUUAUUUAUAUUUAUUCUUUCCCCUUUUUACUCUGAUUUUAUAAAUUAUCAAACUUUUCUUCUUCUUUCCCUUUCCUUUUUCUCUCUCUCUCUUUUUUGUUCUAUUCCCCUUUUUUUCAUUCAAUCCUUUUUUUUUUCACAUGUUGGCUUGUCCUCAAGAUUUAUUUUUUCAUAAUGGCAAUUACCAAAAAGUAAUUCAUAAUCAAGCACUUUUGAUGGACAAAGACAAAAAAAUAAAACAGAGAAAAGAUUCAAUGAAAGAAUUUGAUCUCCAUGGUAAUGAUCUGUCAAGCAGUGCUGGUCUUAAAGACAAAGAAGAACAAGUUUGGCCACCGGAUGUUGAGUCUGCCUUUAUUGAAGCACUCGAAUCAAUUCCUAAAUUGGGAAGAAGAAAAAUACUUGUCAAUGGCAAACCCUGUGGUCGCAAUGAAUUAAUUUCGGAUUAUAUUUAUCGCAAAACAUGCAAAGUCAGGACAAGAAAGCAAGUCUCUUCUCAUAUUCAAGUCUUGAAAAAUACUCGUAAAGGCGAUUCUCACUUCAUGCGUCUUUUGACAGAUUCUGUUGAUGUGGAUGAUAGCAAUGCCACUACUAACAGCACUACAGCCAAUACUAGCAGAAACAAUUUGAAAAGACCCAGAAACACCAUGCAUCAUCACCACCAUCACCAUGCUCGCCCUCAUCGUUCUCACCCAUACCAUCAUCCAGGCAAGGCAAUGCUGAAUAACCCUAAAUACCUUCAAGAUUCCUCUGAUGAAUCUUCUAUCAACUCAUCACCUUCACCUACUGACUAUGUGUUUGAUAUUAUGUAUGGUGAUCCUUCCCAACAACAAGCACUCUCUAUGCUUCAAUUCAAAGACUUUUAUGACCCCUUUCAACAAUCAGUAUUCAAUCAUGAUAUGGUUAGCCAGAACUUGGAUGCACUUAACUUGGAUACAAAGCUUAUCACUGACCCUUUCUUUGGUUCAGAAAACAUGUUCAGUUCAAAUGAUUUCUUUACGUCUAAUAUGCUAAACCCAUUAGAAGACAAUGAUGCAUUAGUUCCCAACACUUUGACAGAAGAAGAGAUGCUUAUGAAUAGCCUUACAAUGUUGACAAAUAAGACAAAGGCACCUCGCAUGAAAUCAAUCAAGAGAAAUGCUGAGGAUAGCAAUGAUAUGGAAUAUGCUCUCUGGCCUAACUAUUUAUGCUUGUACCUUGAAUACGCUUUACCUUAUGAUCCUGCAUGCCGUGUCCUAUCGCAUAAUCUAUCCCAACUGCCUCAUUGCCACUCAAACUCAUUAAUGAAUUCAUCGUGUUCUGAUGCAAUUGCCAAGGAAAAAUGCCCUCCUAUUACUUCUCUCACACAAGACUCGGACCCUUAUGCUUUAUUGUUGGCCAAGACCAAGCUCGACUUGAACCUAAGCAUCUCUGAUUUUACAUUUAAUAAUACUUCGUUUUUUGAAACACAAACACGUCGUACGAUUGAAUGUACUACCACUAUCUACUCUUUUGGCAAUGUGGUACUUGAAUCUAAAGAAGUCCAACAAGCACUUUGGGUUAAUGAAGGCAAAUAUAUGUACAGCUUCGUGUUUGUCAAUCAAUUCUUUGAUGCCUUUAUGAAGGGUAUCCGGUCUCUUCAAUCUUGGGAUGAAGUGGAUAUUGCCAUCAAUAAUUUAUGUAUUGUUCAGUCGUUCAAUGAUAUGGACACAACUCAAUCUUCAUCACCUUUAUUGGUCAUGAUCUAUGAAUUCGAAAGAGGCGAUGGUACUAUGGAAGUGAUCAAUAUUGAAAAGAAACAUACCAAAGCUGAACCAGAGGGUUCGCUUGAAUUUUUGGACCAUGAUAUCUAAUUCUACUAUACAUCUUUUCUUUCUUAAUUAUAUACCCAAAAACACACGCUCUCACAUAUAUAUAUGUAUUUACAACCAUUUUGACUUUAUUGCUUUGACUAGCUUAUAAAGACAUACAUAUAUAUAUAUAUACAUAUUAAUGGCAUUUCCUCCUUUUUUUAUUUAUUUAUUUAUUUAUUUC